AAAAAACUCAUGCCCAUCGGAAUUACAUCGAUGAUAUUCCUCGUGACGUUAAAAUUCGGCGUCUUAACGAGAUAAUCAAUUCUUUUCAUGAAAACGCAAAAAUCCGAUAUAGUCAAUUUAUUGGUAAACCACAAUUAGUUUUAAUUGAAGGUUAUUCAAAGCGAGAUAGUCAAAGGUUAAAAGGAAUCUCUGACGGAGGGCAUAAAAUUCAUUUCGAUGAUGCUAACGUAAUUGAUUGUAUAGGAGUAAAUAAUAAUAAUAUUGAUCUGAUGAUGAAACAUUUGGAAAAUAGUUCAAAGAGAAAUAGAUUUAAUAAUUUAUUUGACAUUUCUCAAAAGACAACAAAUAUGAAAUCAGGAGAUUAUGUUCUGGUGUUACCAAUUUCAACAACUGGUUGUUCAUUUGACGCGAUACCAUUAGCAAAAAUGUCUAUUGCACAGUUUAAUAAUGGAAAAUUUAGCGAAUAUAAUAUAAAUGUAGGAGACAAUUUGCAUGUAUUUAUUGAUAAAUAUAAAAACGUGAACAAGAUUUGA
Molecule: messenger RNA, 533 nt
Organism: Dentiscutata erythropus
Lineage: Eukaryota; Fungi; Glomeromycota; Glomeromycetes; Diversisporales; Gigasporaceae
Source: the annotation of a GenBank genome assembly